Molecule: messenger RNA, 806 nt
Organism: Parasteatoda tepidariorum (common house spider)
Lineage: Eukaryota; Metazoa; Arthropoda; Arachnida; Araneae; Theridiidae
Source: RefSeq, a predicted model, not a curated record
CACGUCAUCAGAAUCGGCACGCCCUCUGUUGUACACUAUCUCCCCCAGUGCAAUAUACUUUAUUACUCCAUAGUUGGUUGUUAUCACUAGCAAAGGUGAAAGUGAAUUAAGUAUUAUAUAAAAUGGCUGAAAGCGCACCACAAGAUAUGACAAAAUUAGUUCGCCCGUAUUAUUUAAAUUCUUCUUGCCAAGAAGGUAAUAGGUGCAAUUUUAGACAGACACCUAGAUUUCGUGAAAAUAUCGUCUGCCGUUUUUCUUUGAAAGGCAUUUGCAUGUUUGGUGAUAAUUGUUGGUAUUCUCAUCCAAAAGCUGAAGAUGAUGUUUAUUAUAUAUCUCAACCUUGCAGUGAAGAGCAGAAUACUGGUCAUUUACAGCAACAGACAGGGAAUAUGGAUAUUUUUCCCGCCGAAAGAAAUUUUCAAAAUUUCAACACUAGUUUAAAUGGUGAGGCAUCUCUUUGUCGUGAAUCAGAUUUACACGACUGGAUAAAUGCACCUGAAUUCGUGCCGACAAGCAGCAAAUAUUUAGCCACUGCUUCGAAUUCAAAUGACAGUGCUGAUAGUUCAGAGCCACAAAAGUUGGAUAUGGAAUUCUGCCCGCACUUCUUUGACGGUGUUUGCCCAUUCGACGAUUGCCCAUGCAUCCAUGGAGAGUUAUGUGAACUGUGUCAAAGAUAUUGCUUGGAUCCCUUUGAUGAGAAGCAGCGAGGACUUCAUAUUGCAGUCUGUAGGCAUGAGCGAGAUACGGAUAAUCGACGCGAUUUGUCAUGUGGUAUAUGUUUUGUUCUGCUGAAAUUCUCUUUUUAA